CACACACCGCCUUUCCUGGCCCACACCGCCUUUCCUGGCCCGCACCGCCUUAGCGGCCGCCAGAGGAGCGUCGCCUGCGCGGCUGAGGUAGGCUCGGCUGGCGGCCGCGGCGAGUUACAUCGUUUUCCUAUCUGUCCGCGUUUGCCGCCGCCCAGGACGGAAACAGAAUGUUCAGGAUGCUGAGCAGCAACUUUGAGGAUGAUCCUUUCUUCUCUGAUUCUUUUCUUGCACACCGAGAAAGUAUGCGACACAUGAUGAGAAGUUUUUCUGAACCUUUUGGAAGAGACUUGCUCAGUAUCUCUGAUGGUAGAGGGAGAGCUCGUAAUCAUACAAGACAUAAUGAUGAAGAUUCCUUGACUGCAACGAGUUGUUCUCUUGUGCCUUUUGGCAGUUUUGGUGGUAUGCGUACAGAUGUCAACCCUUUUCAGGCAAUGGACCGAAUGAUGUUAAAUAUGAGAAACAGUAUGCAGGAAUUACAAAGAAAUUUUGGUCACCUUUCAAUGGAUCCAAAUGGACAUUCAUUUUGUUCUUCCUCAGUUAUGACUUAUUCCAAAGUGGGAGAUGAACCACCAAAGGUUUUCCAGGCCUCAUCUCAAACCCGUAGAGCUCCAGGAGGAAUAAAGGAAACCAGGAAAGCAAUGAGAGAUUCUGACAGUGGACUAGAAAAAAUGGCUGUUGGUCAUCAUAUCCAUGACCGAGCUCAUGUCAUUAAAAAGUCAAAGAACAACAAGACUGGAGAUGAAGAGGUCAAUCAAGAGUUUGUCAAUAUGAAUGAAAGUGAUGCUCAUGCUUUUGAUGAUGAGUGGCAAAAUGAGGUUUUGAAGUACAAACCAGGAGGACGACAGCACAAUCUAGAACACACUAGAAUGCGGAGUGUUGGUCAUGAGAAUUCAGGAUCCCGAGAACUUAAAAGAAGAGAGAAACUUAACCAAAGUCCAGCCAUUGAAAGUGGAAGAAGAUCAAAUGUUUUUGUGGACAAACUCAACAUCAAAGGCUCACCUGUGAAAAUCAACAAAAAAUAAAUAGCCAUGCAUUUGAUUUGUUUAGUUUUGGUUGUUUCAACAGAGAAAGUAAUGGUGCUCAGUACUACACAUAAGACCAAUCUCUUAUUAAAUCAAUACUGUACGUUG
Molecule: messenger RNA, 1130 nt
Organism: Microcebus murinus (gray mouse lemur)
Lineage: Eukaryota; Metazoa; Chordata; Mammalia; Primates; Cheirogaleidae
Gene: MLF1
Product: myeloid leukemia factor 1
Source: RefSeq, a predicted model, not a curated record